This is a messenger RNA of Phyllopteryx taeniolatus (common seadragon), 2199 nucleotides long. RefSeq names its product sodium channel and clathrin linker 1-like. Bases 472 to 2133 code for a protein of 553 amino acids. Gene Ontology annotation, biological process: clustering of voltage-gated sodium channels; cilium assembly. Lineage: Eukaryota; Metazoa; Chordata; Actinopteri; Syngnathiformes; Syngnathidae. Gene Ontology annotation, cellular component: centriole. The transcript has 15 exons. The record is from RefSeq and is a predicted model, not a curated record.
GCAUGGUGAAAGACUGGUUAGCACAUCUGCCUCACAGUUCUGAGGACCGGGGUUCAAAUCCCAGCCCCGCCUGUGUGGAGUUUACAUGUUCUCCCCGUGCCUGCGUGGGUUUUCUCGGGGCACUCCGGUUUCCUCCCACAUCCCAAAAACAUGCGUGAUAGGUUGAUUGAUGACUCUAAAUUGCCCGUAGGUGUGAAUGUGAGUGUGAAUGGCCGUUUGUUUCUAUGUGCCCUGCGAUUGGCUGCCAACCAUUUUAGGGUAUGCCACGCCUCCCGCCCGAAGAUAGCUGGGAUAGGCUCCAGCACUCCCACGACCCUUGUGAGGAUAAGCGGCUUGGAAAAUGGAUGGAUAAUUACAAUAAUACAGAUUGUAUAGUUCACCAAAUCAAACUGCGCAGCAAGAUCAUAAAUGAACAUCAUUCUCAUGUUUAGCUAUUACUGCAUUUGUCUUUUUUUUCCACAGUAAUACAGUAUGUUUAGGCUUCCUAAUAAUACUAUAAUACUCCAGCAGCCCGUGACCCGAGUGAGGAUAAGGGGUGAAGAAAAUGGAUGGAUGGAUGUUUCUGCAUAUAUGGGGAGCAAUCUGUUUAAGGAGCGGAUGCAGGUCACUGAGUUGUGGCGUACAGCAGCGCAGGAGCUUGACCAUCUACAGGAGUCCUACCGGAGAAUGUUCACUAAUGGACUCAAUGCCAAUGCUACAGGACAACAGCUCAUACAAACCAACUGUAAUUUCUUAAAGACAAUGACGGGGCACAGCGCAGAGGUGGAGGACCUACAAAUCCAGCUCAGAACAACCAAGACUGAGCUGAGAACAGCCAUGGCCAAAGUGGAUGAGAUGACCCAACAGCUCCAGUCUGUUCAGCAGCAGCUAAAGAGACAGGAGGAAAAGGAGACAGAGGCCCUGAGUCGAGAGGAAGCAGCACACAGACAAAUUCAACAGCUUCAGACAACCAUCAGUCAUCAAGAGACCAAAAUAAAAAGUGCAUCUCAGGAGACAGAGACUGCAUUCAAAGAUCUAACUAUGUGGGAGACUACAGCAGGGAACCUAAAGGUCCGUUGUGCUACUUUAGAACAGGAGAAGUAUGAGGGUCUAGACAAAGUGCGAGAGUGUGUGCAGAUGGCUGAAGAGGCAGCAUUGCAGAAGGAUGAGGCCCAGUUAAGAGCAAAGCAGUUGACCGAGGAGCUAGAGAGGACAAAAAAGGCCUUCCAACAGUUGAGCCAGGAUGCUACUCUUUGCUCCAAUAAAGAGCUGAACAACAUGCGUCAGCAGUGCAACACUGAAAUGCAAAGUAUGGCUGAGGAAUUGUCUCUAUUGCACCUGGAGUGUGUGGACAAACAGUCUCAGAUUGAGAGGUCUAAGCGAGAGAGAAAAGCUUUAGAAGAGGAACUAGCGAAGGUGACAAAGUGCAAGGUAGAGCACGGGCUUGGGACAAUUGAUGCCCUUCACCAGAAGUGUCUAAAGGCAGAGCAGAUGAAGGAUGAGAUAAGCUUCACUUUGCAAAGUACCCAAAGCAAACAAAAAAAGUUGGAAUUGGACUACAGUGCCGAGUUGUCCCGAUACCAGGAGGAAGUGCAGACACUAAAUGGUUUUUUGAAUGCAGCAAGAGAGGACUGUGUCAGAAUCAGUGACGAGCGACUCCAGUUGCAACAGGAGAAUGUUCAGUUCCGCAGAGAGAUGGAUGAGCUGCACAAGGCCUCCUUGCAGGGCCAAAAGAAAGCCAAACAACAGAUUACACAGAUGGAGCAAGAGUACAGCACAAAGGAGAAGGCACUAAAAGCGCAGAUUACUGACCUGGAGGAGAGCAGUCGCAACUCAAGUGCUGAUCUGAUGCGUCUUCUCACAGCACAGCAGAAAAGUAUCCAGCGCUGGAAGGUGGAGGCCCCAAAUAUGGCCCAGGCUUUUCAAUCCAGAAUUAAAAAUCUGAUAGAAGAGCUAAAUCAACACCAACAACGUUCACAUGUGUUUGAGAUCCAGCUCACGAAAAACAACGAUACUAUUGUGGAGUACGAGAGACAGCUAACAGAGUUUCGAGAGAAAGCCAGUCGCCUCCAGAGACGACUCACUGAAGUUGAGCAACGCACAACGCCCUCACAAUUCUGUUUUGGCAUCUCCACGGGGGAAAACCAGUCUUGAUUCCUCUGAAGCAUGAACAGUCACUCUUUAGUGUUUAGAACAUUCACAAUAAAUACUAAAAUACAA